AUGGUGAACAAGUUCACUUGGGUAAUUAAGAAUUUUGCAUCUUUGCAAUCCGAGCAUAUCUAUUCCGAUAAAUUCGUUAUCGGUGGCUGCAGUUGGCGUCUUCUGGCAUAUCCCAAGGGAGAUAGUGGUAAAAGUUGUUUGCCUCUUUAUCUGGUGGUUGCUGAUUCUAAAACUUUGCCUUCUGGAUGGAGGAGACACACAAAAUUUUCUCUAAGUAUAGUCAAUCAAAUUUCAGAAAGGCUCUCUCAAGUGAAAAAAGCACACCAGUGGUUUGAUCAGAAAAGUCAUGCAUUGGGAUACUCAGCAAUGCUUCCCCUCUCCCAACUUCUUGCCAAAGAUGGUGGAUUUCUAGUAAACGGAGAAGUCAAAAUUGUUGCCGAGGUAGAGGUUCUUGAAGUUAUUGGCAACGUAGAUGAAUACGAAGAGGCAAACCAACCUAUAAAAAGGAUAAAGCUAGAGGAUAAUUAUGCAGUGUCUACUGUUUUGCUCAACCAGAAUUCACCUAUAAAGGAAGAUAUUGAUGUCGAUGGGUUUCAAGUUUUUCCUUCACAAGCGGAAUUUGUGACCCGUGUUUUUAAAAAAUAUCCCGACAUUGCAUUAGAACUCCGAGCAAAGACAAAAACUGUGAGGACAGCAUACGUGCAUGUGUUCCUCAGCCUAAUCGAGACAUUGUGCAAGUCAGUGCAAGAGCUCUCCAAUGAUGAUCUGAUGGAAGCAGAUAAUGCACUAAAAUACCUAAGAUAUUCGGGCAUUAAGGUGGAUUGCUUGGAGCAGAAGGUGGAGGAAGUUAAGGAAAAGAAGAAGGAAGAGCAGACUGGUGAGACUCGGAUCCAAGAAUUAGAGGAAGAACUUAAGGAUUUGAAGCGCAAGUGCACAGAUCUUGAAACCCUUCUAGGGGAAGAGGAGGCAAAGGUGUUGGCCGCGAGAGCUCCUGUUCUAACGUUGGAUGUUGUUUGA
Messenger RNA from Eutrema salsugineum, 957 nucleotides. RefSeq names its product MATH domain and coiled-coil domain-containing protein At3g58200. The transcript is spliced from 4 exons. Gene Ontology annotation, molecular function: protein binding. Bases 1 to 957 code for a protein of 318 amino acids. Lineage: Eukaryota; Viridiplantae; Streptophyta; Magnoliopsida; Brassicales; Brassicaceae. The record is from RefSeq and is a predicted model, not a curated record.